Molecule: messenger RNA, 4903 nt
Organism: Hydractinia symbiolongicarpus
Lineage: Eukaryota; Metazoa; Cnidaria; Hydrozoa; Anthoathecata; Hydractiniidae
Product: T-box transcription factor TBX5-like
Exons: 7
Coding region: 2831-4195 (454 amino acids)
Biological process (GO): regulation of transcription by RNA polymerase II; cell fate specification; positive regulation of DNA-templated transcription
Cellular component (GO): nucleus
Molecular function (GO): RNA polymerase II cis-regulatory region sequence-specific DNA binding; DNA-binding transcription factor activity, RNA polymerase II-specific
Source: RefSeq, a predicted model, not a curated record
UCUAUCCAACGUCGAGGUAUCGUGCAGCCGUGGUAAUUCUUCCUGCUGGACAUAUGGCGUAAGAAAUAACUAAUCAUAUUUUUUGCACAACAUGCGAAGAAAAUUUUAAACAUAUUUGUUUUUCUUAGGUUUUUUUGACAUAUUCUUCAGCAAAUACAGCCUCGUCCCCAGGUUUUUUUAGUUUUUUUGCAUAUUCGGACGGAACCUAACUUUUUUCAGGUUCUGUCCCAAUGUAAGAAAAAUCCUGAUAAGUCCUGAGGACAAGUAUGCACCACAUCGACCUCCUCCCCCUGGGCACCCUCUGUAUUUGCUGACGGCAAAUUGACGGCUAUUUCACGAUGGCAAUAUAAAGUUCACCUUUGUCUUAACAUUAGUGGUCCUGGAAACAAUGUUGUCAGAAAAUACAGAAAAUGCAUUCACGCGACCAAACUGGUUUUGCUAACCUUUCUUUUACUAGUUUUGAUUGAAAGCGUUAUACAAAAAGUUAUUUUUUCUUAAUUUUCUAAAGCCUUUUCUCUUUGUAAUGGAUAGCUGAAUCUGUGUAUCAAUAAGACUGAAAGCCUCAGGCUAAAAUAUUUGAAACUGUAAUUGUAAAUCUAUUUGCUUUUAACAGUAUUUUUUUACAAAUUAACGUCAUUCUCGUGAAAAUUCAACAGGGUGAGUAUGUGAAAGAAAUAUUAUUUUUCUAAUUUUUUUCACUUUGACAAAAAUUUCUCCUUUACUUCUCUUCAGGCAAAAAGGUGUAAAAUAGAGGACGGGGGUAAUUGUUUGAGUUUUGUUUGUUUAUGCGGCGGAGAAUUUUUUUAAACAAUGUGGUUGUUAUUUUUGAAUAAGGAGAGAGAAUGAGAGACGGAAAUUGUAUUAGUUUACUAGCUGUAGUAUUGCUUGUAGAAAAAUCUCCAUUAUUAACGACUACGGAGAUAAAUUUUUAUUACGUCAUUAAAAAUGAAGGGUUUUUUUAGGAAAUAUUUUUUGGACACUUGCCGCUAUGUGAUGCAAGCUGCUCAAGUGAAUUGAUGGUCAAACUCUCUUUUAAAUAAAACUUUUUUAUAGCUGUCAACUUCUAUUAACAGUCAAUUGGUAUUCUUCCAAUGUCUAAUUAUACCUCAUUUAACAGUUCAGGCAACUUUUUGUGUUAAAAAAAAUAAAAAUAGAAAUUAGAAAUGAGUUUGUUUGUUUUUGUUUUUUUGAAGAAAAUUUAUAUUUUAAAACAAUAGCUAGUUUUUAAACUUUAUAAUAACGUCACCAUCGUGCAAAAUGUAUCUUGUUGAGAGCUGUUUUGUAAACUUAGUAGACAAAACCACUGCGAUUUCCUCUAAAACGAUACUCACAUGACGUUGGCCCAAAAAUGGUCCGUUCUGAGAGAUUUCUCUAUAUUCAAUUUUACUGAAACAUAGUACUUUCAUUCUUAUCUUCGCCGAAUAACUCCUGUAACGUCAAUCUAAUGUUUUCAUGUUGAUUAACAAAUUAGAUAUAUAACAUCUUCUUUGCUUGUUACACACAGACUUACGGUAUUUUUAUAGUCAACUAGUUGUACCUUAUCGAACAUAAAAAUUCGGACAAAAUUUAUUCAAAUAAAAUGUCAGCAUCCUUGAAAAAUUCGGUCACUAUUCCUUGUCUUUAUUUGUUCCAUAGGGCGUGACCCUUUUAAACCAGAUUUUCAAAAAACGGAACACUCCACGUGGAAUGGAACGCGUAUAAGAUUUGUAUUGGUGUCUGUUUCCGGUUACAUAAAUAUGUCUAUUUGUUUACUGGUCAUCCGUAACUAUGACAACAAAGUAAUCAAUAUGAUACACGCUACGUGUAAUCGUUGCACGCUUUUUUCGCAAAAAAAUGGUGCAGUGACAUUUGUAGUUUUCAAAAACUUGCUCAUUUAAAAUGCGUGUUCGUUGAUUCAUGUGAGUUACAAAAACAUUUUUUGACGACAAACGCAUAAUAUAACACCCUGUUUUGUGGUCACGUGGUCAAAAUAAGCGAAGCUCGGUGGUCAUCUGGUUAUAUGAUACGAGAUCAAGAUGCUAUAAACUUUAAUAAUGCUCCAACAUCAUUGAAUUUAUGCUCAUGUUGCUUAUGUUUUCUGUUCUCCCGAAAGUAUAUGCCCCGAAGGUUCCUCUUGCUACUAUUUUUCAAGGCUGGUUAUACAAUUUUCACGGCUUUUUACGGCUUUUUGCGGCUUUUUGCGGCUUUUUGCGGUUUUUUGCGGCUUUUUGCGGCUUUUUACGGCUUUUUACGGGUCUUUACGGCUUUUUACGGUUUUUUACUUCAUUGCUUGCUACUUCUUGUUUCCGAAUUUAUUCAUUCUUAUUUUGUGAUUUCCAACUCAUUAUUGCAGACAACAGACAAUAAUAAGGAUCCGGACAAUUGGUGUGCUUGAAUCUCACACUUUUCCUUAGGGUUAAUCUCUGUUAAAGAAAGAAAAAUAUUUUACAUAGCUCUCCUGUCAAAUAACCAUCUCGCGGAUUACGAAUGGCCAAGCAUGCGACGCAAUAUUUAUAUGUUCUUUUUAUAGAUUGAAUAUUAUCCAAUCACUGGAUUAUAUAUCUGUCACCUCAACCAAUGAUAUGACACGAAAAGUUCAAGUGCACAAUUUUCAUUGGCUAAUAAUUUCCUUAUAAAACUUUUAAAGGCUACAUCAACAAAGAUGACACCAUUUUAGAGUGUACCUUUUCGCAGUCAAUUCUGAUGCAGAGCUCUGGAAUUUUUUCAUCUAUUUACUUUUUUAUUUCUAAUAAAAUUGUGUCUUUUUGUUUUAGUGCUGUGAAAUUAGCAGAAAAAUAAUAGUAAAAACUUUAAAGGUAAUUUGUCGUAGCAAAGAAAAAACUGACCUAAAAUGGCUGACAAAGACACCAAUCGGCCAUUAUGUACACAGCAACAAGGUGUGCUACAAACAGAGUCUGGCUUGGAACUACACGCAACAACACAAACAACAACAACAACAACAGUAGCAGCGCGAAAACUGAAAAAAGAAUCUGACUACACUGCAUCGAAGACAGCUUUUAAAAGCGACAUGGUGCAAAACUUAUCCAAUUAUAUCAAUGACGCGACGCGAUGCUCACAACAAACGUCAGAAACCAGCGUAAUAUCGCAACAUGACGGAGUACAAAAACGAAUUGAGACUAGCGUCCGAGUUAGCCUCCAAAAUAAAGACAUGUGGACAAAAUUUCAUAGCGCUGGAACUGAAAUGAUCAUUACUAAAGCUGGAAGGAGAAUGUUCCCAGUCAUCAAGAUUAAUAUAUCGGGAUUAAAUCCGAAACUGAAAUACAUGCUUGUGUUGGAUAUCGUGCCGGUGGACGACAAUCGUUAUAAAUAUCAUAAUUCAGAAUGGACCGUGGCUGGAAAAGCUGAACCGCACCUACCGGGAAGGUUAUAUGUUCACCCGGACGGACCAUCAACCGGUGCACAAUGGAUUAGGCAGACCGUCAGUUUUCAGAAGGUGAAACUGACCAAUAAUCAUCUUGACCAAUUCGGACACAUAAUUCUAAAUUCAAUGCACAAGUAUCAGCCUCGUAUUCAUAUUGUACAAGCCAAUGACAAUUCAGCAGAAUCAUUACGCAAAAGUACCUUCACAACCCACGUGUUUCCUGAAACUGAACUCAUUGCAGUGACGGCGUAUCAAAAUCCACGGAUAACGCAACUGAAAAUUGAGAAUAAUCCAUUCGCGAAGGGGUUUCGUGGCGCAUGCAACACAGAUUAUCAUGGAAUGAAAAGAUACCACGAUCAAGAACUAUUUUAUACAACAAAGCGAUCAUACUCUAGUGCGUAUAGUCCUCCAUCUCUACAAGGUCGGCACAUGACUAAUGGUAUGUUCAUGCCGAGAUCAGGCUAUUUGCAGGACGCUUACGGUAUUCCUACUCGAUAUACACCAUCUGAGUAUCCGUACACCAUUCCAUCGUACACGUCUAAAACAUGCAGUCCUAUACAACCAUCAUGGCAUACCAAUGGUGACCAAAGACAUGACUGCUCUUCACCGAAUUCCACUGAGUUGUGUAAUCCAUCAAGUUUAGCCGUUCCGCCUUUAUCACACCAGCCAGUUCUUCCUUCGUAUUCGCUGUCAGCACCAUACGGUGUUACUACAUCUCAGAUGUCGUUGUACUCAUCUAGUGGGGCCCAAAACGAAACAAGCUAUAGUACGCAGGAGUCAAAGCCAUCGUAUGAUGCAUGGCAGCCCGCAGAAACUCUUUAUCCCUACCACUGAUUCUGUGUGCGCUUUUGUUGGAUAUGAGCGUGUAAAUGAAGUACCAGCCUAUUUAUAUAAACAUGUAGAGAUUUGUAGAAUUGAUGACUCGUCCAUAUUUGUGACAACAAGUAUAUUUAAAAAACUCGACCUUUGACCUUUCAAUAUUUAUUAUUGCAUGUCACGUUUUUGUAAAUUUGGUGUUUUGUUUACAUGAUUGAUCAAGAAAUUCUACCUACAAAACUUGUAAAUUAACCUAUAUUCGUACCCAGAUCGUUUUUCUAAACAAUAUUAGUUUUAGGACGUGCGCAACUGUGGAUAAACUUAAAAAAUAACGGUGCUAAAUUAUAUUUCGUUUAGUAUUAUAUAAGAAGGAAAUCGGAUCUAUGUUUCCUUAUAAUAAAUGAAAUCGGAUUUGCGCUUUCUUUAUCGGAUUAAAAACGUAUUGUUUCUUGAUCGUAGUUUUACCUACCCUAACUUUGUUGUUUUUUAAGUGUUUCGUGUUUUUGAGAAAAAGAGAGUUUUAUUUGUUAAAAAUAUUAUUUAAAACAAAAUUUACAUGUAUUUUUUGUUUACUUUGUCACCAUCGCUAAAUAUUGCGAGGUCUAGUCCGGUUUUUUUCUACUUUUUAAAAAACGGGCCAGCUAAAGACAAAAACCUUAACCAAACUAUACAUUAGAUGCUAAGAACUUUUGACUGUAUCACAUGUGUAGUAACCCGCUUUAAACA